UUUGCAUUGGCUGCCCCACGAUCUCGCCCAGGCUGCCGUAAGCUGCGGUGGCGCUUGUUUAUGCCACCAUCUUGCCCAAACCUCCGAAGGAUGAGCUCUUUGCCUUCUUUCAACUCCAAAUUUCACCAUGGCGACGAUCCCAGUCAUUGUCAAGCACCAAGGCAAACGUCAUGAGGUCGAGCUCGACCCGACGUCAAAUGGCGAGACUUUCAAGUACCAGCUCUACUCUUUGACUGGUGUCGAGCCGGACAGGCAGAAGAUCCUGGUGAAAGGUGGUCAGCUUAAGGAUGACACCCCCCUUUCUUCUCUCAACGCCAAGCCCGGACAGACCUUCAUGAUGAUGGGUACUCCGUCCGGAGCCCAAGGCGAGGCCGCUCUCGGACGGCCGAAGGAUGCGAUCAAGUUCCUGGAGGAUAUGACGGAAGCUGAAGCAGCUAGAGCGGAUGGUGCUACUCCUGCCGGUCUGCAAAACCUUGGAAACACUUGUUACUUGAAUGCCACGCUUCAGACGUUGAAGGGCAUGCCUGAACUUCAGGAAGAACUUAUGAAGUACAGUUCCUCCUCCGGCGCCGGUACGGGCUCUGGUGGGCUCUCGGAUCUCAGCACAUUUGGCCUGGGAGGGCUGGGUGCAUCGAUGGAUCUGACAGCCUCUCUACGAGAUCUGUAUAAGCAAAUGUCUGAGACGCAAGAAGGGUUCCCGCCACUCAUGUUCUUGAAUGCCCUACGGAAUGCUUUCCCUCAGUUUGCACAGAAGGCCGAGCACGGCCAUGGAUAUGCCCAGCAGGAUGCGGAAGAAGCGUGGUCGCAGAUCAUCAGUCAGUUGCGCCACAGGCUGAUAAUCAAAGAAGGCGAAGGCGACAUCUCGUUCAUAGAUAAAUAUCUUGCUGGUCAGAUGGAAUCUGUUAUUGAGUGUGAUGAAGCGGCGGCCAAGGAGGCAGGCGAGGAACCCGUGAAAACUUCCGAUUCCUUCUUGAAAUUAGACUGUCACAUCAACAAGGAAACCAACCACCUCCGUGAUGGCAUUCUGGAUGGUCUCGAGGAGAAAAUAGAGAAAAACUCGCCCACACUGGGCCGAGACGCAAGCUAUACGAAGCGAUCGCGCAUCUCUCGCUUGCCUAAGUACCUGACUGUGCACUUUGUCAGAUUCUUCUGGAAGCGUGAAACCAAGAAGAAGGCUAAGAUCAUGCGCAAGGUCACUUUCCCUGCAGAGCUCGAUGCUGUGGAAUUCUGCACGGAAACGCUCCAGAAGCAACUUAUCCCAGUUAGGGACAAGGUCCGCGAGAUUCGCAAGGAUGAGCAGGACGUCGAGCGAGCUAGAAAGCGACAAAAGAUUGCUCACCAGCGCGAGGAAGCCGCCAACGCCGGAGCAGGUGGCCCUGUCGAGCCAUUACAGAAGAAGGCGGCUGCGGAGGAGCAGAAGGAGUCUGAGAAGAAGCCUGAGGCGAAGGAUAUGGACACUGGAAUGACUGACGUCUUCAAGUCGGACGAGGAGUUUGAGGCUGAGAGAACAGCUUCGAUUCUCAAGGCCAAGAAAGAGCUCUUUGAACUUAUCGACCCGAAACUUGCCACGGACGAGGGAUCGAACAAAUCGGGCCUGUAUGAACUUCGCGGAGUCAUUACCCAUCAAGGAGCCAGUGCCGAUAGCGGCCACUACACCGCGUACGUGAAGAAGCAAGGACGCCUUGUCGACGACCCUAGAGCUCCAGGCGGAAAGAGACGCGAGGAAGAUGGCAAGUGGUGGUGGUUCAACGAUGAGAAAGUGACGGAGGUAGAGGCUGAUAAGAUUGAGACUCUUUCUGGCGGUGGUGAGUCGCAUUCUGCAUUGAUCCUCCUUUACCGCGCCAUUGAUCUCCCGACUGCCGAGGAGAUCCAGCAGUGAUCGCCCCAUUAUGCGCUCUUCGUCGUUUCAGCAAUGCUGCAGCAUGAUUUGAUUGUCGCUUUCUUGAGAAAUCCACUGCAGAUUCACCUCACCAUGAUAUGAUGCGUUUAGAUGAACCAAAAUCACGAGUUAGAACAUACGAACUUGAUUUAGAUUAUGAUCCAACCAUGUUGUAUGGUAAUAAAGAAAUACUUCUACGAGGAGUAGCCUUUAUAUCUUAAAGACACUCAUUCGUAAUUUGUUAGACUUGGCCCUCAACUAUAGCUAAUAUGUUCCAAUGUACCGA
Molecule: messenger RNA, 2165 nt
Organism: Paecilomyces variotii
Lineage: Eukaryota; Fungi; Ascomycota; Eurotiomycetes; Eurotiales; Thermoascaceae
Product: putative ubiquitin C-terminal hydrolase
Exons: 3
Coding region: 128-1879 (583 amino acids)
Biological process (GO): proteasome-mediated ubiquitin-dependent protein catabolic process; regulation of proteasomal protein catabolic process; protein deubiquitination
Molecular function (GO): cysteine-type deubiquitinase activity; proteasome binding; protein binding
Source: RefSeq, a predicted model, not a curated record